AAGCCCCACAGCACUGGCAGCUCCGAACGGAUUCAGCUCUCAGGAAUGUACAAUGUUCGAAAAGGGAAAAUACAUUUGCCAGUCAACAGAUGGACAAGACGCCAAGCUAUCCUUUGUGGAACAUGCCUAAUUGUCUCAUCAGUAAAAGAAAGCCAGACUGGAAAGAUGCAUGUCCUCCCUUUAAUUGGUGGAAAAGUGGAAGAAGUGAAAAAGCACCAGCACUGUUUAGCAUUUAGCUCCUCUGGACCUCAAAGCCAGACCUACUACAUUUGUUUUGAUAACUUCACUGAAUAUCUGCGAUGGCUGCGACAAGCAUCAAAGGUUGCAUCACAACGCAUCAGCUCAGUGGAUCUUUCAUGCUGCAGCCUGGAGCACCUGCCUGCCAACCUGUUUUAUAGCCAAGACCUCACUCAUCUCAAUUUAAAGCAGAACUUCCUGAGGCUAAACCCCAGCCCAUCUACAAGUAGAGCGCUUAGUGAAUUACAAAGAUUCACCAAAUUGAAGAGCCUUAACCUUUCGAAUAAUAAUUUAGGGGACUUCCCACUGGCAGUCUGCAGUAUCCCAACCCUGACUGAACUCAACGUGUCCUGCAAUGCCCUCAGAAGCAUUCCAGCAGUUGUAGGCGAAAUGCACAACUUGCAGACAUUUUUGCUGGAUGGGAACUUCCUCCAGUCCCUUCCUGAUGAAUUGGAGCAUAUGCAUCAACUCAGCUAUGUGAGUCUGUCCUUCAAUGAGUUCACUGACAUUCCUGGAGUGCUAGAGAAGCUGACUGCCAUGGAUAAGCUCUGUAUGUCAGGAAACUGCAUGGAUACCCUGAACCUACAGGUGUUAAAAAGGAUGCCUCAUAUUAAGCAUGUGGAUCUGAGAUUGAAUUCAAUUAGGAGAUUGGAGGCCGAUGAAAUAGAUUUUCUGCAUCAUGUGACCCAACUGGAUCUUCGAGACAACAAACUUGGGGAGCUGGAUGCAACAGUUUUUAACAAUGUGGAAGUGUUACACUGUGAAAGGAAUCAGCUGGUGACCCUCAAAAUCAGUGGGUAUUUUCUCAAAGCGCUGUACGCUUCCUGCAAUGAACUUGUUCACCUUGAUGUGUAUCCAGUUCCUAACUGCCUGGCUUAUAUGGAUAUUUCUAGAAAUCACCUGGAAAACCUUCCUGAGUGGGUGUGUGACAGCAGGAAGCUGGAAGUGUUGGAUGUUGGCCACAAUCAGAUACGUGAGCUGCCUGCCCGGUUGUUUAACAACAGUAGCUUGCGGAAGCUGCUGGCAGGGCACAACAUGCUAGGAAGGCUCCCAGAUCGGCUGGAGCGAACGCAGGUGGAGGUCCUGGACGUGCAGCACAACCAGCUCCUGGAACUGCCAUCUAACCUGCUUUUGAAAGCAGACAGCCUGAGAUUUCUUAAUGCCUCUGCCAACAAACUGGAAAUGCUUCCUCCAGCCACCCUUUCUGAAGAAACCCAUAGCAUCUUGCAGGAGUUGUAUUUGACCAAUAACAACCUCACAGAUAAAUGUGUACCCUUGUUAACAGGCCACCCACACCUGAAAAUCUUGCACAUGGCUUACAAUCGCCUACAGAGCUUCCCUGCAAGCAAAAUGGCCAAGCUGGAAGAGUUGGAGGAAAUUGAUAUUAGUGGGAACAAACUGAAAGCCAUUCCAACAACCAUCAUGAACUGCAGACGUAUGCAUACUGUAAUUGCUCACUCCAACUGCAUUGAAGUCUUCCCAGAAGUCAUGCAGCUUUCUGAAAUAAAGUGUGUGGACCUAAGCUGCAAUGAACUAAGUGAAGUCACAUUGCCUGAAAACCUGCCUCCAAAACUGCAGGAGCUGGACCUGACUGGAAAUCCCAGAUUAGCCCUGGAUCACAAAACCCUAGAGCUUCUGAACAAUAUCCGGUGCUUCAAGAUCGACCAGCCCUCGGCCGGCGAUGCGUCGGGAGCGCCGGCGGUGUGGAGUCACGGCUACACGGAGGCGUCCGGCGUUAAGAACAAGCUGUGUGUGGCGGCACUUUCGGCGAACAACUUCUGUGACAACCGGGAGGCGCUUUAUGGUGUGUUUGAUGGGGACCGCAAUGUGGAAGUGCCCUAUCUGCUGCAGUGCACCAUGAGUGACAUCCUGGCAGAAGAGCUGCAGAAAACAAAGAAUGAAGAGGAAUACAUGAUCAACACUUUCAUCGUUAUGCAGAGGAAACUUGGAACAGCUGGACAGAAACUUGGAGGCUCUGCUGUCCUUUGCCAUAUAAAACAUGAUCCCAUGGACCCUGGUGGAUGCUUCACGCUAACCUCAGCAAACGUGGGGAAGUGCCAAACCGUUCUCUGCCGGAAUGGGAAACCUCUGCCUUUGUCCAGGUGUUACGUGAUGAGCUGUGAAGAAGAGCUGAAGAGGAUUAAGCAGCAUAAGGCCAUUAUCACAGAGGAUGGCAAAGUGAAUGGUGUGACAGAUUCAACAAGAAUCUUGGGGUACACCUUCCUUCACCCAAGUGUUGUGCCACGUCCUCAUGUCCAGUCCAUCACCUUAACUCCACAAGAUGAGUUCUUCAUUCUGGGGAGCAAGGGGCUGUGGGACAGCCUCUCGAUGGAUGAAGCAGUUGAGGCCGUCAGAAACGUGCCUGAUGCGCUGGCGGCCGCCAAGAAGCUUUGCACUUUGGCCCAGAGUUACGGCUGCAACGACAGCAUCAGCGCUGUCGUGGUUCAGCUCAACGUGACGGAGGACAGCUUCUGCUGCUGUGAGCUCAACGGGGUCCCACCCCCCAGCCCAGGCAUCUUCCCCCAGUCUGUCAACGUGGUCAUCAAGGACAGGCCCACCGACGCGCUCGGGAUGCCGUCUUCGAGCAGCGGCAUGGCUUCGGAAAUCAGCAGCGAGAUCUCCACCUCGGAAAUGAGCAGCGAGGUGGGGUCCACAGCCUCGGACGAGCCUCCCCAGGUGGCCAUGAACGAGAACAGCCCGGCGUACCCGGGGGAGCAGCGCUGCAUGCUGCACCCCGUCUGCCUGUCCAACUCCUUCCAGCGGCAGCUCUCCAGCGCCACCUUCUCCAGCGCCUUCUCCGACAACGGCCUUGACAGCGACGAUGAGGAGCCCAUCGAGGGCGUGUUCACCAACGGCAGCCGCGUGGAGGUGGAGGUGGACAUCCACUGCAGCCGAGCGAAGGAGAAGCAGCUUCUCCAAGUGCCAGUGGAAGCCAGUGACGAAGGUAUCGUCAUCAGUGCCAAUGAAGAUGAGCCUGGCCUUCCCAGGAAAGCUGAAUAUUCUGCCAUGGGCACAAUAGGGCGCCGGCGAGGCAACGGCUCUGUGGCACCACACGAGAGGAGCCAUAACUUAAUUGAAGUUGCAACGGAUGCGCCACUCAGAAAAACCGGGGGCUACUUUGCUGCUCCAGCGCAACCUGAUCCUGAUGACCAGUUCAUCAUCCCACCAGAGCUCGAAGAAGAAGUCAAGGAGAUCAUGAAGCAACACCAGGAACAGCAACAGCAGCAGCAGCAGCAGAGGCAGUAUCCGAUGGACCACCUGGCAGACUAUUACGACACACCACUAUGA
Cyanistes caeruleus (blue tit) is the source of this 3525-nucleotide messenger RNA. Lineage: Eukaryota; Metazoa; Chordata; Aves; Passeriformes; Paridae. The record is from RefSeq and is a predicted model, not a curated record.